CUCUCUCUCUCUCUCUCUCUCUCUCUCUCUCUCUCUCUCUCUUUCCGAUCACUGCCGCAGUGACAAUGUCACUUCCUAAAUGCGCCGCAAACCUGAACGACGUCUAUGAGGGAGACGUUUCAGAUGUGUACUUUGACCUUGCCAAGGCGAAGCCUGGAGACUUUUUCGAGCCAACCAAGAUCAACAAAACCGAAGAUGUCGCUCCAGUUGUGUCUCCAAACUCGACAAUUGAAAUUCCGUGGUUUUGGGCAAUCAAAAACCCAUCGCAUCCACGAUCCCGAGACCACGAGUUGGACAUUCACCAGCAAGGUCUCAAUUACACUCUGGACCUUUAUCGAGCGGAUCGCUGCGAAAAAGUAAUGAACGUUAUGCCAUCGACCAACGUCACAGCAUUUCUCAAUUCCGGUCUACCAUUUGGUAAAUUUGAUGGGGAGCAUGCCUUGGGCGCAUUGCGUCCUAUAAAUGAGGAUUGUCCAGUGGUGGGAUGCCAGCUUCUUGUUUACUAUUGGACGAUUCCUGCCGACAUUGACGUGACACUCAACUACCAAAUGCGGCUCACUACGAAUAAACUCCAUAUCGAUUCAAUGAGUCAGAUGUACAGGGUUUCUAACGACACAAAACCCCUGCCUAAUUCGCAAUGCUCAAAAAAUCAUCGAAAAGAGACUGCCCAUACGGGUGGAUUUGUUGCCUUGGGGGUCGUUGUUCUGCUCUGUCUUGUUGCGGUGCUCUUUAUCCUCUGGCGUCACGAGAAACGGCGGAGAGCUCGGGCACCUGUUAAACUGGACGAUGCGUAUGCAGAUGAGGACGAGUAGGGCUAUAGUGUCAAAGUACCCCCAUAGCCUGGUCUCGGUUAAAUACCUUAGAACUUGAAUAUUGUCCUUACCUAAAGUACAGAGUAUAUACACGUAAUCAUAUAAUUUGCAUUUCAAUUUGCUCAGAAAGG
Xylona heveae TC161 is the source of this 943-nucleotide messenger RNA. RefSeq lists its product as hypothetical. The record is from RefSeq and is a predicted model, not a curated record. Lineage: Eukaryota; Fungi; Ascomycota; Xylonomycetes; Xylonales; Xylonaceae. The coding region runs from base 66 to 812 and encodes 248 amino acids. The transcript has 2 exons.